UAGAUUUCUUCCGCAACUACUUCUCUCUGUUUCUCUCCUUCUCCAUCUUUUCUUUUCGUUUCCUCCUCUUCUUCUUUCUCGUUGCUCAAAACCCUCCUUCUUCCAUUUUCAUUCUCUCUGAAUCUCAUUUUCAUUCUCUACAAAAAUGAAGGAAUCGGAAGGAAAUCCUCUGCAUCUCAAGUCGAUCAACCACAUAUCGCUUCUUUGUAAAUCAGUGGAAGAGUCGAUUGAUUUUUACCAGAAUGUUCUAGGGUUUUUCCCCAUUCGUAGGCCUGGAUCCUUCAAAUUCGAUGGCGCUUGGCUGUUUGGUUACGGCAUUGGAAUUCAUCUCUUGCAAUCGGAAAAACUCGAGAAUUUGCCCAAAAAAGGCGAGAUUAAUCCCAAGGAUAAUCACAUAUCAUUUCAGUGCGAGAGCAUGGGAGCAGUAGAGAAGAAGCUGAAGGAGAUGGAGAUUGAUUACGUGCGGGCGGUAGUAGAGGAAGGAGGAAUACAGGUGGAUCAGUUAUUUUUCCACGAUCCAGAUGGGUUCAUGAUCGAGAUAUGCAACUGUGAUAAUCUACCAGUGAUUCCACUAGGUGGUGAGGUGUCACGAUCCUGUUCGCAGCUGAAUCUUCCGAUAAUGCAGCAGCAGCAGAUACACCAGCUUGUUUAGCACUACCACAUCCAACAAGAUUGGUGAUGAUGAUGAUGACGACGACGGCAACGAUGAAGAACCCAAGAAGAAAAGAAAAACUAAAUAAUUCCAAAAGUUAUUUAUGAUCCAAGCUGUUUAAAAUUUUUUUUAAAAAUGUACCUGUGUUUGCUUUCCUUGGAUGAGUAAGCCAAGGGGGGCCAUGUGAGGGUUUUGUGCUAUAUUAUAUAUAUAUUUUUAAUAUAUGAGUAGUUAUUGUUGUUGUUGUUGCGUUACCCAUUCUAUGUUCAUAAUUAUAUUACUACUUUCUUUACCUAA
Molecule: messenger RNA, 949 nt
Organism: Benincasa hispida (wax gourd)
Lineage: Eukaryota; Viridiplantae; Streptophyta; Magnoliopsida; Cucurbitales; Cucurbitaceae
Gene: GLYI7
Product: Lactoylglutathione lyase / glyoxalase I family protein
Source: RefSeq, a predicted model, not a curated record